This is a messenger RNA of Ictalurus furcatus (blue catfish), 1418 nucleotides long. It is a transcript of the gene cacng8a, whose product is annotated as calcium channel, voltage-dependent, gamma subunit 8a. Gene Ontology annotation, biological process: neurotransmitter receptor transport, postsynaptic endosome to lysosome; calcium ion transport; postsynaptic neurotransmitter receptor diffusion trapping. Lineage: Eukaryota; Metazoa; Chordata; Actinopteri; Siluriformes; Ictaluridae. The transcript is spliced from 5 exons. Gene Ontology annotation, cellular component: postsynaptic density membrane; AMPA glutamate receptor complex. Bases 141 to 1418 code for a protein of 425 amino acids. Gene Ontology annotation, molecular function: voltage-gated calcium channel activity; channel regulator activity. The record is from RefSeq and is a predicted model, not a curated record.
GCAAGAGAGGGAGGGAGAAUGCGUGUGAGAGAGAGACAGGAAGAGAGACAGAGGGUAAGAGAGGGAGAACAGUCGAUGGAUGCUGCUUGGACAGAUUGGGUGGUAUAUUCUUCUGUGAUAAGGACUAGAGUGCUGCAGGAAUGGAUGGCAAGGGAAGACACAUUCCUCCAGCAAUGGUAUGGUGUGAGAGGGGCAUACAGGUGCUUCUCACCACUGUGGGGGCCUUUGCUGCAUUUGCCCUGAUGACAGUGGCCAUCGGCACAGACUAUUGGCUGUACGCACGUGCCUUUAUCUGCAACAGCACUGCCAACUCCACUCAGGACGACCCCCACAACAAGGACAAGAAAGACCCUGGAGCCCUCACCCACUCUGGCCUCUGGAGGAUCUGCUGCCUUGAAGGGUUGAAAAGAGGCAUGUGCUCCCAGAUCAACCAUUUCCCAGAGGAUGCUGAUUAUGACCAGGAUGCUGCAGAAUACCUCUUACGUGUAGUCAGGGCCUCCAGUAUAUUCCCCAUUCUCAGUGCUAUACUGUUGCUGCUAGGUGGGGUAUGUGUGGCAUCCAGUCGGUUCUACAAGAGCAAGAGACACAUUAUCCUGGGAGCAGGCAUUCUGUUUGUGGUAGCAGGCCUGAGUAACAUCAUUGGUGUGAUCGUGUACAUCUCUGCGGCACUGAGUGACAUCUCACCAAAGAAGGAUGAAGACAAGAAGUGGCACUACUCCUAUGGCUGGUCUUUUUACUUUGGUGGCCUGUCAUUCAUCCUAGCUGAGGUGGUGGGUGUGCUAGCCGUUAACAUCUAUAUCGAGCGCAACAAGGAGCUGCGUUGCCGCUCACGUGCUGACCUCUUCCACAGCACUACAUCAGCUGUGCUGCGGCUACCCUCUUACCGUUUCCGCAGGGGCCGCCGUUCUUCACGCUCCAGUUCACGCUCUACAGCUGAGCCACCACGUUCAUGCGACCCCUCACCUCCCGGCCUUGGUGUCAAGAACUUCAGCCCACCACUGGCAACUGGCCCACCACCAUUCUCAGUGGCUACGUUGCCAAACCCACACACGCAUUCAGGAGGAGGAGGAGGAGGAGUUGGGGACAUCUCCAUGUACACACUGGGCAGGGAAGGCAAGCCACCCAUGUACGGAACAGUGGACCGUGCUUCUCUCUACCAGCUUCACAACUACUUCCCAACAAAGGAAGGAGGAGCAGGGACACUCAUGACUGGGACAUUGCCAUCACUUUCCAAAUCAAACUUGGCUUCGUCAGCUAAUGCCUCGUCUUCCUCCGGACCUGGAGUGCAGCCAUCCUCACUCACAGCUGGGAAUACGGCAACUAUGGAGAGGGAUAGGGGGCUCGGAACACUUGAUCGGCUGGGGAAAGGUGAUAGCAGCAACACCAAUACUCUCAACAGGAGAACAACCCCUGUGUAA